Molecule: messenger RNA, 2161 nt
Organism: Microplitis mediator
Lineage: Eukaryota; Metazoa; Arthropoda; Insecta; Hymenoptera; Braconidae
Exons: 2
Coding region: 1522-2094 (190 amino acids)
Biological process (GO): sex differentiation; regulation of transcription by RNA polymerase II
Cellular component (GO): nucleus
Molecular function (GO): RNA polymerase II cis-regulatory region sequence-specific DNA binding; DNA-binding transcription factor activity, RNA polymerase II-specific
Source: RefSeq, a predicted model, not a curated record
AAUUUUUCAUUUCCAAAUAAAGACUGAAUUUUUUUUUUUUGGUUAUUGAAAUAAUUCGUCAAUUGUUUUUAAAAAUAAUCUUUAUUGCUGGUAAAUGAAUCUUUAAUUUUUUUAAAAAGUUUAUUGGGCGCGUAAAUUUUUUUUUAUUUAAAAAUUUGAAAAAGAGAAAAAAAUUUUUGAAAACUUUUUCUUUUGUCUUGUGACUUAAAAACGUAACGACGUUGACAAGCUGUCAACGUGUAUCUUUAUUCUCGACAAUAAAAAAAAAUUGUGUCAACAACUUACUCAUUAAUAUUUUUAUUCAAAAAAAAAAAAAAAAAAAAAAAAAAAAAAACAUAUUUACAGAUAUAUAUAUAAAUUAAGUUUUUAGAUGACAAUUAAUCAUAUGACAUUAAAAAUAACUAUAUCUUCUAAAAUAUCAAAGUUACAUAAAAAUUUAUAAGGAGCAUUUUUGUAGGGAAUUGAAUUCCCUACAAAAAUUAUCUCAUAUAUUUUUAUCAUAUUUUUGAUAGUUCACCCAGAAUAUUAAUUUUAAAAAAUUCAACCAAAAAAACGUUUGAAUAUUUCUACACAUUUUCAAAUUACAAGUCACUUGAGUAAUUAUAUCUACUAAAAUAUCAGUUACAUAAAAAUUGAUAAGGGUCAUUUUUAUAGAGAAUUAAAUUUCCUACAAAAGUCUCCUGAUUCAGUUUUCCCAUAUCUCCAAUAGUUUACCCACAGCAUUAAUUCAAAACUUAAAUCAAUAAUUUGAAUUUUCAAAAAAUACUUCAACUCCAAUUAAAUUUAAAAACUAAAAAAAAAAAAAUUUCCAUAUCCAUUUGAAAUAAAAUAAUGUAACAAUAACAAGUUCCCAAAAAUUUACAAAAGAAGCAGUACUUGUUUUCCAAACUAAAACUGAAUUUUAAACAGUUAAUAAAAUAAUUAAAAAUAAAAAUACCAAGGAUAUCCGUUUGCUGUAUAUUAACUAAAGAAAAACAAUCUAAAUACUAAUAUUAACUGUUGGCAACAUAUAUAUUUAACAUACAGACAACUAUAACUAACAAACCAAAGCAUUAACGAGCUCUUAAAGUCUAGUCAACCAAAAGAAUACCAUUUGGUAGCAGCUGUCAUUCUUUUUAUUUUCUUUGAAUCUUCACCUAAAAUUCAAAAUUAUCAUUAAUUUAUUUAAUAAACUACUCAUUUAAAUUUAUUAAUUACCACUACCCUUAAUUUUAAUUAAUUAAUUUAUCUAUUUAUUAAUUAAUUAAUUAAUUUUAAAGAAGGCGGUACUUCUUUAAGUUGGCGUGGCUACUUUUGUAUUCGACCAAUAGCUUAUACUGUUUUAAUACUAAAAAUAUACACAGUAUGAUAUAUAUGUAUAUAUGUAUAUGUGGGUGCAAAUGUAUGAAGUAGUAGGAGAAGUUAUAUACUUGUCAUUGAGUCUUAGAAGAUAAUGUUGAGUAAGAAUUGCAAAGAUUAACAUCUUGAUAAUUAUUUUAAAAUUUUUUGAAUUAAUUUAUUAAUUAAUUAAUAAAAUUAGUGAUGGAUAAAUUAAAUAAUUUGAAAAUAGAACAACGAUUAAGAAGUCCUAAAUGUGCUAGAUGUAGAAAUCAUGGAAUAAUAUCAAGUCUUAAAGGACAUAAGCGGUCUUGCAGAUGGAAAGAUUGUAACUGCCCUUGUUGUCUGCUUGUUGUUGAGAGACAAAGAGUUAUGGCUGCUCAAGUUGCUUUGAGAAGACAGCAACAAAAUCAGGGUAUUAAUGGUAAUUUUUAUUCAACUAAUGAUUCGAGACAGACUAUUGUUAGGAAGUUGAAAAAUUUUCGGAGUUUACAAGUUACUUCGACGAGAAUUGAUUUGCAUAAUUUUUCAAAUCAAGAUUUUCGGGAUUCAAUUUUCCGGUUGGCAAAUGAGGAUAAAUAUUUAACAAACCCGAGUCCAAGUACGUGGACUAGUAACUUGGGUACUCAGCCUGAAAAUAAUGCAUGUAAUGAAUCUAUAACGCAAUUAAUACAAACGACAAAGGUGAAUUAUCAAGACGAAGAAAUAAAAAGUGAAAAUGAUACACAACAGCCCCGAUUAUCUUUUAGUGUUGAAUCAAUAAUUGGUACUCGAUAAUUUAUUUAUUUAAAAAAAAAACAUUUAUUUAUCUAUUUACACUAUUAAUUAACAAUAUAUAUAUAUA